This is a messenger RNA of Wyeomyia smithii (pitcher-plant mosquito), 7232 nucleotides long. RefSeq names its product zwei Ig domain protein zig-8 (gene dpr12). The record is from RefSeq and is a predicted model, not a curated record. NCBI's taxonomy places the organism in Eukaryota, Metazoa, Arthropoda, Insecta, Diptera, Culicidae. Gene Ontology annotation, cellular component: neuron projection membrane. The coding region runs from base 2740 to 3822 and encodes 360 amino acids. The transcript has 9 exons. Gene Ontology annotation, biological process: synapse organization.
AGCUUCAGUUGGGUGGUCGGUGCUUACGGAAAAUCAUCCUCGGACAGGCGAUCCUCGGUGACUGUAUCUCGUCCGUACGUUCGCUGGCAUGCCGUAUCAGGAAAGGAGGGCUGUUUUCGUUUGCCGUCUGCUAGGAUCGAUGGCGAAACGAUCGGGUGGACUGUGAUUUCGUGGAAAAAGCUUUGGAUACUGGCCGCAACUUUUUCGGAUUUGUAGCCCGGAUAAUAACACGGAUUUUACGGUGGGUCAAAACUACGCGGAAACAUUGACAGCUCGAGCUGCUGGCAAGGUGAGGCUGAAGUAAAGUGGAAGAAAAUAAAAUCGCCAGUGAGUGUGUACAUAAAAGGGUCGAGAAGUGCGAAAAUCGAUUUCGUUCUUCUGGCGAAAGAGGAAAGCCGAUUCAGUUUUUUCGUGAGGGGGGCAUCAGAGUGACGGAUUUUUUUUGCUGUUGUUAAUAUUGAAGUAGUUUAUUUGUGCCGUGAAUUGUUGUACAAUGAGUAGUGUGGAAGGUUAAACAUGAAAUCAAACUAAACAUACUGUGAAAGGGUCCGCCGGUCGCAGUGUUUCUGGUUCCUCUGCCGUUGGAAAUUAGCCUGCCGUAAGCUUCGGUGGUCCACUAGAAACACGAAACGGUGCACGGGAUUAAGUAGAAAAGUGAGUUGUGUUUUUUUAUUCUACUUCCGAAGUAUGAAACGGAAUUCGUGUUUCAAUCACGCGAGAAAUUUGGAAAAAUCCAAGCCAAGCGCACAGUGAGGUUGCGUGCGGCGAACAGUUUCGAUACCGUUAAAGCAGCCGGGCCUAACGAGAGCAUUCAAAUGAACAGUUGAUUACCCUAACAAAAUACCCGAAAAGUGCAAACGGAAUUCCGCCCGGAAGUGAUUUAAAGAUAAAAUUCUCCGAAGCAAAGUGCUCCAACAACUUCGGCCCAAACGAUUCACAGUGGUUUUUCGCAGUGGCACUCUGACUGACGAAGAAAGGCAUAAAUGUUCAAAAGAUAAGAAAAAUUGGUCCAAAGCAAAACAGGAAUAACCCGGCGUCGCCAGCGAAAGCCGCAAACCCGCCGCGUCGAUAAGUCAACCGUAGCAAAUUGUGAUAUUUGUGCUACCCGGUGUGGAAAUUUCCCAUAGGAAAACCCGGGGAGAAAAUCCAUAACACAGCUAUUUUUACCGUGCGGUCACUUUUGGACACCGAAUGCCAACGGCCAGGGGGAUGUUAAUGUGCUGAACAAACCCCAAAAUAACACAGUUAAUUCGGAAAAGUGUACGAGGUGGAUGAAGCAACAACAGAGCAAAAAAUACUGGUGUGCAAUAAAUUGAUUCUGUUUAGUAUUCGCACUGUGGAGCACCCAAUUUUAUGACGCUGACGCUUAUGGCAGCAAUCCUAGCAGAGGGGUCCGUGUUUUCGCCCGUCGUUCGCAACUGUGUAUACGAAAUUGUCUGGUGACGCAGCUUUCCAGCACCCGAUUGGGAAAUCUCAAGCGUUUUUUUUUGCUGGGAUAUCUCUUGUGGCAGUGAAUGUUGUUCCCUGGUGUUUUUAUCCGAUUCGAUAAAAAGGAAAGUGAAAAUAAAUAAUAAUCUAGAGAAAAUACUCGACAACGACAACGGCAAAGGCGAACACGACACUGUCACUGAAUAACACCCAGUGCCGCAAGGCUAUCGAGGAAUUGCAGAAAGCAGCUGCGGGACAGACGAUAAAGUGAGGUAAACUACGAGAAACUAAAUGACGUUCUCUCGAUGAAAACAAGACAAGUGCUUAACAUUGUAUAAAUAGCUCUGGAAGCGGUGAACCGCAGGAAACACGUGCAUAAAUCAUCCACCAUUAUACGAUUGGCGCUCGAGCGGAUUUAAUAACUGCAAAUUGUUUGAACUUAAUGCUGAUAUUAACUGACAGACGUCCUGCCGUCGUUCUUUCCCCGCAUCCAGCCCCCUACCUGACGGAGACAACAGCGGUGUCCAACGUUACCUUCAGUCCAGUGCGCUCCAACCUGUUUCGCAAUGACAAUUGAUUUUAAUAGUGUAAUGAAAAUUUUGCUGAGCUGCGACGCAGCCUAGUGUUGUCGCCUGGGAGGCUGGGAAAAAGUUCCUCUGCGUUAUAGUGUUGUAAGUGUGUCCAGUGUGUGUACUCACGUGCGGACUGACUGACCGCAACGAACGGCCACCGAGCGACGCGACGAGAGAGCAUUUGACAGCGAUGGCGCCAUAAUGAUACCGUCACAGUGGGAUGUCCGUUCAUUGCGAUAGUGCUCCGCACAGCUGGCAAAACUAAUUCCUUAUCAUACACUUCCCCACCCGGAUCCUGGUGCUAGUGGUUUCCUCCUCUAAAAACGAGGUAGAAAAUCGGAAAGUUUUCCUUCUCUUCAAGCGGGGUGCGAACGCGAACGCUCUCGAUAGUGGAAUAAUGUGAUAAUAGACGAGGGAGAAAAGUUUCCGACGGUUCCGACGGUCCGGUGUACGCGAUAAAGAUUGAGAACGCACUACGAACGAACGAACGGUAAAGUGAGGGAUUGAGUGAGUGUAGUAACGGGUGCAGGGCUAAACGAUCGGUUGCGAGCUCCGACGGCACUAUAAUGACUAGCUGAAAGUGUCCGCAAGAAUGCUUCCCGGUGAAAUGUGGCGGUGCACUCAAGUGUGAUCUAGUCAAUUGUUGAAAGAGUAGAGUUUUUCAAUUAAAGCGAUAGCCGUGGAGAGUGACAAGUUAAUCCGUGGAAAAAGUUAGCGCAUUCCAGGGGCUACUACAACCAUGCGGGCUAUGAUGAUGGAGUUAAAACUGAUAAUCCUGUGUUUGCCGUCGAUUCUGUUGGCCACCACGCUGGAUUCAGAUCACAAAUCAAUACUUGGUAACACAGACUGGAGAAAGCUCUGGAUGGAAACGGGCCAGCUUGGAAGCGGUGGUGGGGGGACAUCCAGCAGUAGUGGUGGAUCCAGUUCCAACGGUGCAGGAGCGGGAGGAGGUAUCAGUGGUAUCAGCGCGGGAAUUGGAACUGUCAGUGCUGGCAUCGGCAGUCCUAGGAUAGACAAUCACCUCGACAGCAGCGAUUCGACGCUGCUUGAUGAUGGCGAGGUGAUGGCGCACAACACAACCGUCCAGCUCGGAGGCGUCGCGUUCCUGGUCUGCAAGGUGGCAGGCGUGGACAGAGUGGGUGUACAUUGGAGCCAAAUUUCGUGGAUCCGCCGGAGGGACUGGCACAUCCUGUCAUCCGGAGCGCAGAUGUACACCAACGACGAACGGUUCGCGAUUCUGCACACGCCCGGCUCCAACACGUGGACCCUACAGAUCAAGUUCGUUCAGCGGAGGGAUCACGGUACCUACGAGUGUCAGGUAUCGACACCAACCGGGGUUAUUUCCCAUUUCGUGAAUCUGCAAGUGGUGGUACCCGAAGCGUUCAUUCUCGGUUCCGGCGAGCUGCACGUGGAUAUGGGAUCAACAAUCAAUUUGGUUUGCAUAAUUGAGAAGAGUCCUCAACCGCCACAAUACGUGUACUGGCAGCGAAACGACCGGAUGAUCAACUACGACGACUCGCGGCGGGACAUUUCGAUCGAAACGGUGCCCGGACCACGAACUCAAAGCCGGCUCAUUAUCCGGGAGCCCCAGAUCAACGAUUCCGGCAAUUACACAUGCUCGGCCAGCAACACCGAGCCCGCGAGCAUAUAUGUGUUCGUGUCGAAAGGUGACAACACAGCUGCCAUUUCUCGCCGGAAAACGAGCGGUGCUGGGGCUACAAUUGCGGUGACUUCGCACCUAUCUUCGUUGUUGUUGGACUGCCUAUUCGUGAUUCCCGGUGUGAUAGCAUCUUUACUAUUGACGUCUCGAUAUCAGGCCUGAAUGGAAACGUAAAUUUCCACGAAUUGUUUCGAAGGGAAGCAGCAGGCAACGCUGCUGUCGAAAUUCACUAGGUAGCCUCGUGGCGCAGGAAUUGUUAAAACCGCGACCAUUAGGAUGUAUCGUUUUCCCGUGUAUAUUCUGUGAAAAACAAAAACGGUUGCAUAACUCAAAACGACGAUCUAUGGAUAGGAUAAUUUCUCCCGUUGUUUCAAAUAAAUUCACUCGAUGUAACGUCGUCGCUAUGCAAAGCGUGGAAAACCAAAACUGUAAAUCUCUUUUCCGCACGUUCCCAGAACGGAAAUUAAAAUGCGCGAUGCUGGAACAACAAAUGGGGCGUGUUACACCGUGUAAAAUAAUGUUCAAUUUUUUCCCCCAAAGUGUGGAGAGAAAACUCCAAACCAACCCUACACAGUUACAUGUUAAGAAGGUAAAACAGGAUACACUCUAGAAUAGCGUAAAUGAAAUCCAUUGUUAAGUACACUAAAACACUGCAACCCGUAGCGAAUUCACCAAACUUAGACAAAUUCACACAGCAACUUGGUAACCACGCACUACGGUGGAGUUUCGACUAACCAAUAAGUAAUUUCUGUACAUAUUUCCAACAUGUAAGUUAAAAUGUGAGUAACCACAGAACCAAAUAGAAAAUGCCCCGAGCAGGUCAAUAGCUAAAAAAAAGAUCAACUGGAGAAAAAAAUCAGAGCUUAAUAUUUAGCAAAGUUGCCAUUCGUUCGUACGGAAAAAGAAACACGAAACUAACAUUAACUAAAGAAGCAAACAAAUGAUAUGCAGAGAAGAGCAAAACCGACUUCGAUUGAUGUACAUGUAAUUUCCAGAGCAACAAUAUUGAAACGUGCAGAAGUAAAUCAUUAACAACCAGUUCAUGGGGAACCGAAAAAAGUCCUAUUGAUAAAGAACUGCAUCACUGCAUCACAGUUGAAGGUGAAAAUUUGGUUGAAUUUCGACUUUGCUGCCAAAUUUCAUCAUGAUCGUAUUAUUUGCUUUCUUACAACCUUUUUUAAAUCCAUUUUUUUAAGUAUUGUUGUUACUCGUAUUUCCUCCAUCAUUCACCGCUCUUGAAUGUUAAUUACCGUCGCUUUCCGCAGUGCCCCAAGACUCGCGUAUAUGUGCUGUGUGGGAUUAAAUUUCCUACCCGAACACGUGCACUUUGAAUAUUGUAAAUGAUUAAAUGUACACUAAUUAAAAGGCUUUGCAUCCGAAAAAAGGGAAAAUUUUUCGGUCGCCUCUCGCCUCCCACCUGGGAAACUGGAAUGACAACCGACAGUGUGACCUCAAUCGGGUCGAAUAUUCGAUUACAAAACGUUGCAUUGGAAUUAGGUUAUUGUUUUCAAUCCUGCCUUCCCCAUUUGAAACGAACAUGCGCAAUCUUACGCACAAUGAUACGAGAUAGUCACGAUCUUCAUGAGUUCAAUGAGUAUCUCGUUAUUGUUUGCUCACAAAGUCAAUCGAUGUAAUUGAAUCUCGGACACCCUACGAAAUUGUUCCCAUUUUCCUGUGGAUAUUUAUCAUGUGAAUGAAAAAUGAAUAGGGCCUUCAUCAUUGUUUACUGCCACAAUGUUUACAAAGUAAGAAUAACAAACAUGAUGUGUACAAAUUAAAUCGAAUUGGAACGAGUUAAAAAAGCAACAAAAAAGUCGGACACAGAUUGCGAAUAGCUUGGCUGCACCUUGAUGAAAAUUCAUCAUUGCCACUUCCGACACGGCUCAGCUUCUCUGAUUACUACUCAUAAGCGGUUCCCGAAAUGUCUGAUUUGCAUAAUUAAUGGUUCGUUAAUUGUGAAAAGUUCUCCGAUGGUGUGGUCCGGUCCGAGCACCUUGCAGCUCCGAGAAUGAUUCACCCCUUCAUUCAAUUCCAUAGCCCGCGAUAACAAUGAUUGAUGAUUGAGAGCCAAUCAUCAGCGAGAGUGCGGUAGUUUGUCGAAACAGCGUAAAGUGGAUACAAAUUGUGCGAUACCGAGUACUUCCGUUCGGUCCGGAAAACGAUACUAACGGUCACAAAAUGCGAAGCAUUCGAAAGUUCGAGUGGUUUUCAUUUCAUAGCACAAGCUAUCUGCAAUUAAAUUGAACACUGUUUGAUUAUUUUCAUUUCAUCGCAGUGCAGCGAAAAAAAAAUCAAUCAAUAAUUGUUCAUUUGUCGAGUACAGCUGCAACGGUCAAUUUUAUUACCAAUUCAAAGAAUUUUCUGCAGCAACUGGAGUGGAAAGAAUUUGUUUGAUGGUAAUUGAUCGGUUUGGACAAACUAUUUUUUCAAUGCUUUUAAUUUUUCGGAAAUUUUUAAAUUUUUAAAUUGAAAGUUGCACACCGCAGCAGCAAAAACGAAAUUCAAUCCCAUCAAAACUGAAACUCGUAAAAUUGUUAUUGCAAGAAAUACGAAUCCAAAUUGUUACUUCUGAGCAUAAAGUUACAGCAACAAAAGUCGGAUUCACUACACAGAGGAAUUGUCUGGCAACCAAAACUACGAUGGAGAUAAGUUCUGCAUAAAAAAAAUCUGUUUUUGGAAAACACCUUUGAAGCAUAUAUGGUGCCACUUCAUAUAAAAAAUAUCACUGUUUGGUUGUAAAAUAAUUCAUAAUCCUAUCACCAAAUAGUAGGUCCGAGCAUGUACAAUCCGGAACGUGGCGCAAAUAAAACCAAACAAAGCACACUCUUUUCUAGGACAAUUUCGUUUAAAACGAUCUAACUUUAACCAUUUCAUACGAAAGAAAAAAUCCUUAAAGGAUCCUGUUUUGUUAUUCCCAGUCUAAGAGAACGGAAGCUGUAAAAAGGAAAUGAUUGUUGAACUAAGCUAAGUUAAUCCACCAGUGGAAUAAAAAUACACUCACACACACGCAAGAGACGGUGAUUUGUAAUAUACUAAAUCUAAUUAAAUUUAUAAAGUUCUAGAGAUAAGUCCAACUAAAAUGAACCCAUUACCAAAAUCCCCGCGAAACAAAACAAAAAAACAAUGACUACUAAAACCUACAACAACAAAAAAACAAAGCGUAGUUAAACUAUUUAAUCCACUAAGAUGAUAAUUACGAUCAAGAGAAGAACGUCUGAUCAAGUGAACGAGUGUGAAGACUAGAGUCCGAGCCCAUCGAGAGCGAAGACGACAAAACUCUCUGUAAUUAGUUAAACUACACUUUUUUUGCGUCUUUUCUUUCCCUUGGUUUUUUUUUCUGUUUGGACAGAGCUUAGGAAGCAAACAAAAAAAAAUCCUGAUGAAUAGCAUGGAAACCAGAAAAAAAGGACGGUGAAAUAAUAAGGAAGUGAGAUGGAGCUAACCCAUCACCAUUACAAUUAAUGUAGCAAGGAGUACUUAAGAGAAAACUCCCGCGAUGGGAUCUAUUGAAGAAAGAAAAAAAAAUAAUACAGAGAAAGGAUGAAUAAAAAUUUCUUUUCGUAAAAAAUCUA